Messenger RNA from Helicoverpa zea (corn earworm), 2123 nucleotides. RefSeq names its product proton-coupled amino acid transporter-like protein pathetic. Gene Ontology annotation, cellular component: vacuolar membrane. The transcript has 8 exons. Gene Ontology annotation, molecular function: amino acid transmembrane transporter activity. NCBI's taxonomy places the organism in Eukaryota, Metazoa, Arthropoda, Insecta, Lepidoptera, Noctuidae. Gene Ontology annotation, biological process: amino acid transmembrane transport. The coding region runs from base 708 to 2024 and encodes 438 amino acids. The record is from RefSeq and is a predicted model, not a curated record.
GGAGUAGGUAUCAGUCGACAUUAGUGUUUGUGCUGUUUACUGCGCCCGCAUCUCCGCAACUUCAGCGAACUCACUAAUAAAUUGUGAAUCGUAAAACAUGCAGAACUGAAAGGCAUCCAGUUCGAUCAACGGGUUCAAACAAAUGAAUUUCAUGAAAUUAGUAGCGGCUUUGAUAAGAAACCAGAAUACUCUAAAUUAGUGUGUGGGAAUGUUUUUAUUUACCAAAAAAUAUAAAUAAAAUUAAUGUGGUUUCCAAAACGUGUAUUUCAUAGUGUUUGUGACUUGAAGGAUCACGUGUUUUAAGAACUGUUCGCUGAUACUGUGAGAUAAAUAUUUUACGAGCAUCAGCAAUUUUUAUUGCGUUAAUGACAAACCAAAGAAACUUUAUAAUCCUUCUCAAGAAUUUAUCUUUCAUAAGAGAUAAGGGAUAAUUAUUAAACAAAUGUGAGUGAAUCGUCAUCUUACGUAUGAAGAAUAGUGCUAACUUCAGUUGAAGAAUAAUUACAUAAAUACUGCAAUUUUGGCAAAACUGCAUGCUUAUUAUGACGAGACAGAUUCAUGCUAUUUACUAACAAUAACUGGUAUGACAACUAGCAAUGUUUGCAUUCUGUUAAACAUCUAAGAACCGGAAAAUCAAACCUGAAACGAUCGCGAUCAGAAGAAUAGUUAUUUGUUGUGAGUCGAAGUGUGAACUGAACUCUGUCAACAUGAUUGAAAAGAAAGAAAAGAGUAAAAAUGUCGAAGACUACAAUCCAUUUGAACACCGGGAUGUGGUUAAACCAAAUUCAGACAUGAGAUCCCUGGCCAAUCUCAUAAAGGCGUCACUAGGAUCCGGGCUACUUGCUAUGCCCCUAGCAUUCGCAAAUGCUGGAUGGGGAGUCGGCAUUGUGGGCACCGUCAUCGUAGCAUUUGUCUGUGGUCAUUGUGUUCAUAUAUUUGUAGAAACCUCAAGAGGCUGCUGUCGAGCGGAACGAAAGCCUCUGUUAACUUAUUCGGAAACCUGUGGAGCCGCUUUUGCUAAUGGUCCAAAAUGUGUUAGACCAUUUGCUAAUUUUGCACACAUGUUCGCGGAGUUUUCCUUAUGCUUCACGUAUCUCGGAGUCUGUUGUAUAUUCACGUUACUAAUUGCUACUUCAAUUAAGCAGCUAUUCGAUACAUAUUUAUCAACGCCUCCAAUACCAGUUGGGCAGUACUGCCUUUUCCUCCUCCUGCCACUUUGCCUGAUGUGCCAGAUCAGGCACUUGAAGUGGCUCGCGCCAUUCUCUUUGAUAGCCAACGUGCUCCUCUUCGCAACCUUCGCAAUAUGCCUGUACUACAUCUUCAGGGAACCGCUGACAGUCAGUGAUAAACAAAUUGUCGGUGACAUGUCGCGAUUGCCGGCGUUCUUGUCAACGGUGAUCUUCGCAAUGGAAGGUAUAGGAGUAGUGAUGCCAGUAGAGAAUACGAUGAAGAAACCGCAACAUUUCCUGGGAUGCCCCAGCGUCAUGGUGAUUGCCAUGACACUAGUCAUGCUCUUAUAUAUAAUGCUGGGAGUAUUUGGCUACUUGAGAUAUGGAGAAGCACUUAGAGGAACUAUCACGCUAAAUCUGCCUAUGGAUGCCUGGCCAGCGAUAUGUGCGAAAGUAUUUAUAUCGAUAACGAUUUUCCUGACGUACCCUCUUCACUUCUUCGUGGUUAUCGACAUAUUCACAAGAUACGUUGAGCCUCGCGUGCAGAAGAAAUACCACAAUGUCAUGCAAAUCUGUGUCAGGAUUUUUAUUGUCUGUUUUUGUGGUGGAAUAGGGAUCGCCCUACCACUCCUGGAGCAGAUCAUCAACCUUGUCGGAGCCCUAUUCUACUCCAUCCUCGGACUCAUCAUACCAGGCAUUGUGGAAACUGUAUUCCGUUGGGAAGACCUUGGCAAAUACAACUGGAUACUUUAUAAGAAUAUACUUAUUGUCUUUUGUGGCAUGUUCAGUCUAGUCUCUGGGUGCACUGUCACCAUAUCCGAUGCUAUAGAAAUGAUUCAUAAGCAAAUGGAGUAAUUUAAACUUGGAACAGAAUUGUUGUCUUAUCGAAUAAAGUUUCUGUGAUUAGAAUUAAGAAGUACAAUUAAUAAAUGUAAUUUAUUUAUCUGUCUAAAA